AUGGCUGGAAGCUUGGAGUCGCUAAUCGACGAACUCAGCUGUCCCAUCUGCCUGCAUCUGUACAAGAACCCGGUGUCGCUGAGCUGCGGUCACAGCUUCUGCAAGAAGUGCAUCCAGAAGGCGCUCAGUGCCCAGCUGCAGUCCAGCGCCCCGUACUGCUGCCCCAUGUGCAAGCUCCAGCUGGGGCCCAUCCUGGAGCUGCAGAAGAACUUCCAGCUGUGCAGCAUCGUGGAGGCCUUUCAGGCCACCGCUUCUCAAGGACAGCAAGGCAAGGGCUCUGCAGAGGAGAAGAAGGAGGUGGUUCCCUGUGACUUCUGCCUGGAUUUGUCCCAGCCGGCAGUGAAAACCUGCCUGGUCUGUGACGCGUCUUUGUGCCAGGCCCACCUGAACAAACACAACGCCAAGGCUUCCCAGCAGGACCACGUCCUGGUGGAGGUGGGCGCGGGCGGUGCGGUGGAGGAGAGGAGGUGCCGGGAGCACGGCAGGGUGCUGGAGUGCUACUGCCAGGACGAGGGGAAGUGCAUCUGCACGCUGUGCUCCAUUGCGGGAUCCCACAAGGGCCACAACGUCAUCACCCUGAAGGAAGCACGUGAGAAACAGCUGGGUGAACUCUCGGUCAUCAUGCAACAGCUGCAGAAACAUAAAAGUGCUUUAACUACCUCCUUAGAAAAGCUUCAGAAGAGUGAGAAUCAGCUCAAGACCAAUACGAAAACAGUGACUUCUCAGCUGCAAAAGCUGUUAGAGGAAUUGAAGACAGAGAUUAUUCAGAAAGAGAAGAAGAUUCUGAGUGACAUUCAAUCCACUGAGAAAAAUCAGCUGGCAGACUUUACCAAAGUGAAGAAGGAAAUGGAACAGAAGAGAGAUGAGGCUGAGCAACAUCUUCAGUCUUUGCAGAAGAUGAGUGAGCAGCCAGAUACUUUCCUCUUCCUCAAAGAAUUUAAACUGGCCAAGGACAGGGUUGCGUGUCACAAUUUCACCGUGGAGGGGAGAGAUGUGACAGUAGUGCAGCCCUACUGGGACGUGAUCAGCUUCUACCAACAAGUGAAGCGGCAGUUCAUGAGUGACCUGGACUCGCUGCUGAAACGCGUGCACAGUAACCUCACCUUCCAAGUCCAGCAGGCCAG
Molecule: messenger RNA, 1124 nt
Organism: Apaloderma vittatum (bar-tailed trogon)
Lineage: Eukaryota; Metazoa; Chordata; Aves; Trogoniformes; Trogonidae
Product: E3 ubiquitin/ISG15 ligase TRIM25-like
Exons: 7
Molecular function (GO): zinc ion binding
Source: RefSeq, a predicted model, not a curated record